Tripterygium wilfordii is the source of this 675-nucleotide messenger RNA. RefSeq lists its product as uncharacterized. The transcript is spliced from 3 exons. The record is from RefSeq and is a predicted model, not a curated record. NCBI's taxonomy places the organism in Eukaryota, Viridiplantae, Streptophyta, Magnoliopsida, Celastrales, Celastraceae. Bases 204 to 428 code for a protein of 74 amino acids.
ACUAACUUGAAGAAAUCGUUAGAAAUCUCGACCCCUGAAUUCCCAUACCUGAACUCGGGAAGUCUUCGUACCUGCAAGAUCGGACCUUCGCAGACCUUGCCUCUGCAAUUGUUAGGGCUGUAACUAAGAGCUCUUUGUAGGUUCCCCUUGUUGCCUCUGGAGCACCUGAAACAGAAAUUUGGUGCUGAUUUCGAAAAGCAGCGAUGGGAUUGACCAAUUUCGUGCUCACGGUUGCGGGAGUCAGUGCUGUCAUUCUACUCCUGAGGAGUGAUGUCAAGCAGUCCGCUGCAAUCUUAAGGCGCAAUGUGAAGCAUAUCCGCAGCUGGCUUGAGGAAGAAACCGUUGCCUCUAAGGCUGCAGAGGAUGCAAAGCCUAAGCUUGAACCAAAAGGUCCGCAGAAAGAAAUUCUGAAAGAGGACAAACAAUAGUGUUUGUAUCUUGGGCAUCUGGACUGAGUUAUGAGAGUUUCUUCUCCCUCUCUCUUGAUGAGUACAUUAGCCAAAAUAAGUCCAAAGUUGAAUCAAACACUACCAAUAAUGAAGUCUUUGGGAUCUUGACUUGUUAACAGAGUGGGCUCUCGAAAGUAAGGGUUCCAUCAUCCAUGGACUAUGUGGGAAUGGUCUUGUGAGUGAACCUCUUUAAACAUGAUUGCUUAAACUAGUUUCCACCUAAACA